UGUGCUUGCUGCGUCACCACUACAGACUUCGCGCAUACCUCUAAGUACUAUUAGGAUCUCCAGUGGACAUCUACACACUUUACCACACCCUCCAGUUUCGAUCCCUCAUCUACUGACGCUGCCAGACUAGUCUUCAACACCCAGCUGCACGUGCGGCUUUGAAAGCACCACCUAGAUAUGACGCGGUGACACUUGGCUGCCCUCAUAAGCUCUCAUGCGAGCGAUUCUCCCUGGCAAGCCCCAGCCUCAGCUGCAAGCCGCUACGACAUGUUCCUGGAAUGGAUUACGAGUUAUUAUCUAUAUCUCCGGCAAUGCGCUCGUCAUUCUUGGCGGUCCGAAUCGCGUGCUACAGACGAUAUAUACAGAGAGUGAGAUAGGCUUGGAAGCAGUGUGUUUGGAUGAGGCAACUGGAAAGAUUGCGACCUGUGCAGGCGAUCAUGUCUAUGUAUACAAGCCCUAUGGCCAGGAUGAAGAUGCACUGAAGUGGUCUUUACAAUGCCAGCUUAAGUUACACAGCCCUCACCACGAGACGUCCACGCUCUCCUGGGGGGCCGACGAAGAGUUGCUUAUGGGUGAUUCGUACCUCACCCUCUUCGCAACUCACGAUACUGCCGAGGAAUUAUGGAGCAAAGCAGUAGCUAAUCCAGUAAAAUUCGCCCAAUUCUCGCCGGAUGCUGCGCUCAUCGCAUCGACUGGUAUUCAUGACCGAUUUUUGAAGAUUUGGCAUCGAUUAGGGUUUGGCUCGGCUGCCCAGAACUUCGAUUAUGCCUACCUCCCUCAUCCGAGCACAAUAACUGGCAUCCACUGGAGGAAACCAUACCACCAAGAGCAGCUGCAAAUGAACGUACUGUACACAACAUGUUUGGACAACAAAAUGAGGAUCUGGGUUCCUGGAGAUCCACAUGGUGUUCAGAUCAUGCAAUUGUGGGGUGAAAUCGAUCUGCUAGAGUCGAUCCAGCCGCGCAUAGUACCAACAGCACCCCAGAAACAGAAAAGAUAUGCAUUCAUAAUCGACAGCCGUGAUUUCAUGGUUGCGACUGAGCGUGCAGUGCAAGAAUCAGCUAGAGAUACCAGCGACCAGCACACACUUGACCAUUUGAUCAUGAUCGCCAAUAGGACGCCAGAGGUUUGUGUAGUUCUGGAUGACCGGGGAAAUAUGUCCGCCUGGGGCCUAGAGAACAUCAGCAACAAGCCUCGUAAUGCGACAGAUAUGUUCAACAUUGCUCACUGUGAAGGUCUCCACUUACAUCUUGCGAAAGACCCAACAGGAAAUUAUGAAAAUGUUCGGUUCAUUUCCUUCUGUAACAAUAACUCUGAGCGCUCUUUUACUAUUCUCGCACAUCAUUUUGAUGGACGGAUGGAAUGGCUUGAUAGUAGACUAGACCACCUAUUCGAUCCCACUCCUCGAAAGGAGCGCGUCGAGCGAAGAGCCAUCUGGACCGGUCACUCCAACCCCAUCAAGAAGGUCAAUCGAACAGAAACCGGGCGGGCUUUGGUAUCUCGGACGAGUGACGACGAAAUCAUUGUGUGGACACAACGAGCCUCCCAAAAGGGUGUCACACUGCACAGACAUAGCACCGUAAGCGUAUCUGAACAUGUCCAUAGGACAUGGCUUCUCCAUGACGGCGACUUCGUAGUCUUCUUACACCACGACAGCGUUUCCUUAUGGGAUGCACGUGGCGCCACAGCCACCAAGGUCCAGCAAUUGAAAUACCAGGUGCGCGGCAAACCGCUUUGCCUUCUGUUAUUACCAGAGGCCGACCCGGGAUCGCCAACCAUACACCUUGCUACGAUCACGUCUGAAAUGAACGGUAUAGUAUGGGAAUUACAGUUACCACACACCUGGAACCAGGCCAGUUCAAGGCGCUUCUCUGCUGGGUUGAGCCCCAUGCAACGGCGGCCAAGUAGGUUAUCCCAUGAUGGAACAGUGAUCAUACAUCUGAAAGAGUUCUGCAUGUUCAAUCUUGGCUCUGGCAGUGACUUGGCAUUCGUGCUACCUGUGGAUCCUGCUGGGUCGACUCCAGUAAUAUCAGGCUUUCUUGACUCGUUUGCUCGGGAUGUCGCUAUGUCAUACACAAACACCGGCAAAGUUACAACGUGGACCGCAAGGAUAGACGUCAAAAGGUCAAAAGUGGAUUGGCUCAGGACUUCCUCCUUCGAGACCGCUAUAAUGAGGCCUACCCUGGCCAGCGGAACAUCUAUCAGGAAAGCGGCUCUUGUCGACGAAUCUAGGACUACCCUGUCCAUCUGGAAUACAAAAAGCGCUCAGCUUGAAUACGAGGAGAAGUUCGAGCAUGGAGGGGACAUCCAAGAUCUUGAUUGGUCGUCAACCCCUGAUAACCAAUCUAUCUUGGCAGUGGGCUUUCCGCACAGAGUGGUUGUUUAUGGGCAGCUCAGAUAUGACUACCUCGAUGCCCGACCAUCGUGGGCCGCGAUCCGAGAGUUUCGAACUCAAGAUGUGACACCCCAUCCAAUUGGAGAUUCUGUAUGGUUAAGUAAUGGACAUCUAGUCAUUGGAGCUGGUAAUCAGCUCUUCAUCCAAGAUGAACAUGUCGAGGUCUCCGAAAGCUUCUUUCCAGAUAUUCGGCUAGUCUCGAAGGAAAAGGCUGAGGUGAACCUUUUUACACUCGUCAGUCGACUCAAUGGUCCUUUGCCAGUAUACCAUCCGCAAUUUGUAGCUCAGUGUAUACUUUCCGGGAAGCUUGCGCUAGUACAAAGCAUUCUUGUAAAUUUGCAUAAAAACCUCAAGUAUUUUACCGACGGCGACGACCUUGACUGGUUUCUAGGGCUUAAGACAGAAGAUUUCUCGCAAAACGAUGACGUGCCACAAACAUUGGCUCGCAAAGAGAUGCAUUCUUCUUACACCGAAUUCUUCGACGAUGAUGAGCCUCUUACUGUCACAGAAGAGGUUGCGACCUCAUUAAAAGAAUCCCUUACAAAAUGGCAGUUACCGUUGCUAUCAAGCUGCGAGCAAUUCCAUCUAGCAGACAUCGUCGAAUGCAUCGGAACUCUAGAGAAACACAGACGAUCAGUCGACAUUAAUGCAAGCCGCUUUCUACUGUUCUUCCGACAGCACAUGCUCAGAUCAAAUCACCAAAGCGCAGAACGCUCACAGAUCUCAUGGCGGGAAAUCACUUGGGCAUACCACAGCGAGAGCCAGGACAUUCUCGUUGACCUCAUCACGCGUCAUUUUCAGGGCAGAAUGCUGUGGAAAAACGCUCGAGAUACUGGUAUGUUCAUUUGGAUGACUGAUCUCACAGCACUCAGAACACAGUUCGAAGUCAUUGCACGCAACGAGUAUACAAAGACAGACGAAAAGAAUCCAGUAGACUGCAGUCUCUACUAUCUCGCGCUGAAGAAAAAGCCGGUUCUCGUAGGUCUCUGGCGGAUGGCAACUUGGAGCCGGGAACAAGGGGCUACGCAGCGCCUGCUCGCAAAUAAUUUCACAGAAGCGAGGUGGAAGACGGCGGCGCUAAAGAACGCAUAUGCGUUGAUGGGCAGGCGCAGAUUCGAAUAUGCUGCUGCGUUCUUUCUCCUCGCCGACCAUCUUUCCGACGCUGUCCAAGUUCUCUCAAAUCAAAUGCAAGACACACAACUCGCCAUUGCCAUCGCGCGCGUCUACGAAGGCGACGACGGGCCUGUACUCCACCAGUUACUCCAAAACACGAUCCUGCCCAAAGCUGUCAAGGAUGGUAACCGUUGGCUCGCCACGUGGGCCUUUUGGCACCUCAACAAACGCGACAGCGCCGUGCGUGCCCUCGUGUCCCCGCUCUCCAGCCUUGUAUCCCCACCCGGAACCCUCAAGGCGCAGAGCAUGCUAUUUCUGGCAGAUGAUCCUGCGCUCGUCGUCUUAUACAAGCAGCUACGUGCGAAGAGCCUGCAGACACUGCGUGGUGCCAUCAUGGUCAGCCAGCGAGUCGAGUGGGAAUUUGUCAUUCACACUGCUCAGUUGUAUCAGCGCAUGGGUUGCGAUUUUCUUACGCCGCCGCCGCAGAUGAAGAAGCAGAUGCCGACCUCGCCGCUCGCGUCGUAUGAUCUGGAUCCGAGGAAGUUGUUGAGGAGGAGGAGCUCCUUAGUCGUGGCCGAUCUGCCAAUCAGAAGGACUAUGACGCCUUCACUUCGGAAUGGGGUCAAGGAGGGAAGUCAAGAAGACGAUGACGAAGAGACUGAGGAUGAAGACGUUGACAAAUACGAGGGCGAAAAUGAGAAAGAGUCAGAGAAGAAAAAGUCGCAACCGCCGACGCAAUUCAAUGAGCCGGACGCAAACAGCUUGUUGGAUUCUUUUGGGUUCUAGAGCGCUCGCGAUGGCGCAAAAGUCUUUGUAUGUUUUUGUAGAGUAGUCAGAAUUUCUAUGCCCAUGAGUUUAGCCCCAUUGCUAUGCCUUCACAGGACUGAAUUGCUUGAUACGACCUUCGAC
This is a messenger RNA of Pseudovirgaria hyperparasitica, 4417 nucleotides long. RefSeq names its product WD repeat protein-like protein. Gene Ontology annotation, cellular component: RAVE complex. The transcript has 5 exons. Bases 215 to 4294 code for a protein of 1359 amino acids. Gene Ontology annotation, biological process: vacuolar acidification. Lineage: Eukaryota; Fungi; Ascomycota; Dothideomycetes; Acrospermales; Acrospermaceae. The record is from RefSeq and is a predicted model, not a curated record. Gene Ontology annotation, molecular function: protein binding.